GCACUGUUUGCAACUGAAAUUGACAGUUGACACGUCAAAAUGAGAAUAUCUGCUUUGCCAUUUUAAAAACCACAAAUACAGUGGUUUAAUAGUAUAUUGAGGAGCAUGGGAAAUUUGGGUAAUUUCAGGUCGGCCAUAAACCCACUUACAGCGUAACUGCAACGUUGAAGGUUUUUCUGAAAACGAAAGCGCGAGAACUGUGUGCCGCGUCGUCGCGCGCCUCGCACGCUCGCUGCCAUGUCGUCAGAUGAUCCCACGCCGAAAAAGAAACACGUUCGGUUCGCCAAGAUGGAAGAGGACAAUGACAACGGCGAGCAGGUAGAGGACACGCUUUUCGACAAGCGGAAAGACGCUUGGAAAGGACUGAAAAGCGCUCUGAAGGGGGGUAAAGGGGCACCGAGCCUCGGCUCCGGAAAGGUUGAUAUAGUUCGUCCCGGACGGGGCCACAGCGACACCGGGGCAUGUUGGCGAUGGCUGGUCAGCCUUGCUCUCUACGCGUCGUUUCUCGGGCUGGGAAUGGCCAUCUCUGUAUUGGGCCCUACCUUUGAAGACCUGGCUAUCAAUGUCAAUAAGAGCAUCAGUAAUUUGUCCUACAUCUUUGUGGGUCGUUCAUCGGGAUAUAUUGGUGGUUCUCUGUUAGGAGGGAUCCUGUUUGACUAUGUAAAUCCCCAUCUGUUACUGGGCUUUUCCUUGAUGAUCACCGCAUUUGGAAUGUCAGGCACUCCCUUCUGUAAAAAGGCUUGGCUACUCACAGCUUUGAUGUCCAGUGUGGGGGUGUCAAUGGGAGUUUUAGAUACAGGUGGUAAUGUUCUCAUACUGAACACAUGGGGAGAACAGGCUGGCCCUCACAUGCAGGCUCUGCACUUCAGCUUUGCUGCUGGAGCAUUUGCCUCCCCGAUCAUAGCCAAGCUGCUGUUUGGCCACAGUCCAGACAAUGCCUCCGUGUACACCCCUCUGAUGUCUGGCCACGCCUCCAAGACGAUUGGUGCCAUCUUGCCAUUCUCCCAUUCUAAGAGCAACAUUAUAUCAUCCAUGUGGGCCUACAUUGUGAUUGGUGCUUUUGUUUUAUUGGUGUCUUUCCUCUUUUUCAUCCUGUACUCCCAAAGUUCCCCUACUUCAAAAAGGGCUAAAACCUCCUCAGGAAAGCUGCUGUUCUCCAAACAUCACAACACACUCAUAUUCCUGCUAUCCAUGUUUUUUUUCUUCUAUGUUGGAAAUGAGGUAGCAUAUGGCUCCUUUAUAUUCACCUAUGCGAAGGACUAUGCUGGUAUGGAUGAGGCUCAGGCAGCAGGGCUGAACUCACUUUUCUGGGGAAUGUUCGCAGCUGGCAGAGGUCUGGCCAUCUUUUUUGCGACUUGUCUGCGCCCAGGCACCCUGAUCCUGCUGAGUCUAGUGGGCACUACAGUUUCUUCUCUCUUGCUGCUCCUUUUUAACAAAAAUAGCCUUAUGCUCUGGGCUUGCACUGCCCUGUAUGGUGUCUCCAUGUCUACCAUCUUUCCCAGUGGGAUUUCAUGGUUGGAGCAGUACACAACAGUGACAGGGCGGUCGGCUGCAGUGUUUGUAGUGGGUGCAGCCCUCGGUGAGAUGGUCCUGCCAGCCCUGCUGGCUUUUUUACUGGGGAAGGUGAAAAAUGAACCAUUGCUGAUGUACCUGGCGCUCGGGACAUCCACCUUCACCUCCAUCCUGUUCCCUGUUAUGUACAAACUAGUGUCACCAGGAGGUGCGUCUGCCCUACGGAAAGUGCCGGGCAGAAGCACCAAGGAUGCUGAUGACAGUGAGUACCGACAAGCCCUGCUGGACAGUGUGGAGGAAGAGGAGGACCAGGAGAAUAAUGGUGAAGCUGACCAAUGGAACGAUGCAGAUUUUGAGGUGAUAGAGAUGGAUGAUGCUAGCCUGGUAAGCUCUCCUUCUAAAGCCUCAAUGCCUCCUGAUGUUGCAUCCAGUGCUGUUGUUGCCCAGUCAAUGGACACUCCCUCAGCCCCACUGCCAACACUCUCAACAGACCCCACAGCUUUGGCCCCUUUGCCAAACACACUGGCCUUUCCUACAGACUCUCCCAGAUGAAAACUGUUCAUGUCCCUCAACAGGGAGAAGGAGGACUGAUAUAUUGUACUACAUCAAGAAGAUCUCAAGACUUUAUCCCUGAGCCAGCAACUGCAAGGUGGUUUGUUGAAUAGUCCUUUCCACAGCAACCUGAAGCAUUCAUGCAAAAGCUUUUGAUCCCCUUGGGCAAAAAACUAGCCAGUAGCCAUUUAGCACUUAUUAAACAUGUCAGAUGCAUGCUCAUACAUUUUAACAUGUACUUGCUUUCUUAUGUGCUCCUUAGGUACAGCAAUAUAAUCCACACAGUCUUUUACUCAACACCACUGUUCUUGUUUGAGUGGAGGUUCCUGGAUUAUCAAAAAGUUGAAUUUAGGCAUUGAGAAAAAAUAAAAUAAAAAAUGAGUUCUUUCAUUGGACAACAGAAUAUUAGGAUUAUAUUAGAAUAUAGGAUUUCAAUAUCUCUCCUGUUGCAUAUUAAAUAUUUUUAUUCAUUUUUCCCAUUAUACUGUAUUGUGUUAAUGACCAAAAAUUUACAUAAUGGCUUUUAAUCUUUCUGAAAUUUUGAUUUUUCUGUUAUGCCCUCACUAAUGAUAACGACUGCCACAGUUGAUAAUUUCCCCAGUUUAAUUUCAGUACUUUUGCACUUUAUUAGAAAUGUUGUUUUAAAGGCAUCUCUAUUUAUGUAAUUAUUUUUACCAAAAUUGCAUUGUGAAAAAUUGCUGUGAUUGUGUUUAAUUGUUGACUAUUCCUUGAAGCAUUUGUUUAAAACUUUUGAAUUUUAUUUUAUCAGUUUUAUAUCUCCACCCUCAUAUGUUCUUUUAAAAACAAAGCACCUUGUGUGUUUUUUUUUUUUUUUACAAGUUUACAAAUACAUACUGUGUUCUCUAUAGAUCUGGAAAUGAAAGACUCAGUCUUUACAAUGUCUGGUUUAGAAAAGAGGAAAGCAUUAGAAAAGUAUUUUAACAAAAAAAAUAAUAAUAAUUAUGCACACAGACAAUAUAUACUCUUGCCAUAAAUUAUCAAACAUAUUGCAGAAGUCCAAGAAGUUAAGGCUGAUACUGACUUGUUUGUCUUCAGACUUGUCUGUGUGGACAAUGGACAAAAUAAAACUCAUCUUUCCAGCACAUACAUGCGGAAUCCUUAGUCAGGUCUUGAUUUAAAAAAAAAAACCUUUCCCAAACUUUCAUCAGUACCGACAGACAGAACUUUGGAUCACUAUACACGGCUUAUUUACAAGAGACUGAUUUGAUAAACAAAAAGCAUUUAUCAUUAGAGACAAACAAGACUCCGACUCAGUCAGAACUGAAUAUCUUUGAUUUAAAAAAUGCUACAGCACUUACGAUGUUCAGUCUUGAGAGGAUUUAUGCUGUCAGUCUGCAGAAAUAUCACUGAAAUUAAUGAACACUUUUAAAUGACAGAAAUGAACAAUGACUACAAAGCAAAGUCAUAUACGGUACAUCACAAACAUCGUCCACAUCCUCUUGUGUAAUUAAGGCCUCUUCAGUCACACUGCGCUACAGUACCACACAGUCAACCAGUAAAAGAUGGAGAGGCCCAAAGGUCACAAGGGGAAAAAAAGCACCUUUUCAAACUAUGAUACACACAAACCUGUGCUGAAUGACAGCGUUUAGCACCAGAGUAAAAUGACAAGCGAUACUGAAAAAAAGAAGACGGAGGACAGACU
Messenger RNA from Myxocyprinus asiaticus (Chinese sucker), 3727 nucleotides. Its product is annotated as sodium-dependent glucose transporter 1-like. The record is from RefSeq and is a predicted model, not a curated record. Bases 238 to 2064 code for a protein of 608 amino acids. NCBI's taxonomy places the organism in Eukaryota, Metazoa, Chordata, Actinopteri, Cypriniformes, Catostomidae. The transcript is spliced from 4 exons.